AACCGUCUCUCCCUCAACGAGCCUCAAGAUCCAAUCUGGGUCAUCCUCAGACUCUCUCAAUCCCCUCAAAACCCCAUCAAAAAUCUCACCUUUGUUCUCCUUCUCCCCAAAAUCCCACCUUUUUACCUCCCCUGACAAAAAACCCCAACUUUGCCGGUCCUCUGCUGCAAUUUCUGCAGAUGGGGAGGGUUUUGCUGAAAAAGUGGAGAAACCCAAGUUCUUGGGGAUUGAGUUAUUGACCCUGAGGAAGAUUAUCCCACUUGGGGUUAUGUUCUUCUGUAUUCUAUUCAAUUAUACUAUUUUGAGAGAUACUAAGGAUGUUUUAGUGGUUACUGCUAAAGGGAGCAGUGCCGAGAUUAUACCCUUUUUAAAAACAUGGGUGAAUUUGCCCAUGGCUGUUGGGUUCAUGCUCUUGUAUACUAAGCUCUCAAAUGUUUUGUCAAAGGAGGCUCUUUUUUAUUCUGUGAUAUUUCCCUUCAUUGCCUUCUUUGGGGCUUUUGGGUUUGUGCUUUAUCCUCUGAGCGAUAAGAUUCAUCCCAUUGCUUUUGCCGAUAAGCUUGUUGCUGCUCUUGGGCCGAGCUUUAUUGGCCCGGUCGCUAUUCUGAGGAUUUGGAGCUUUUGCUUGUUCUAUGUCAUGGCUGAGCUUUGGGGGAGCGUGGUGAUUUCUGUUCUUUUCUGGGGGUUUGCUAAUCAGAUUACCACAGUUGAAGAAGCCAAAGAGUUCUAUCCACUCUUCGGUCUUGGAGCUAAUAUUGCCCUCAUCUUCUCAGGACGAACUGUGAAGUACUUCUCUAACCUUCGGAAGAACUUGGGCCCGGGUGUUGAUGGCUGGGCGAUAUCUCUAAAAGGAAUGAUGAGCAUUGUGGUCCUUCUCGGUCUCAUAAUCACCGCAAUCUAUUGGGGAGUUAAUAAAUUUGUUCUCAAUGACCCUUCUCUUCCAAAGUCUGACCGCAAGAAGAAGAAGGAAAAACCAAAGCUAGGUAUGAAAGAGAGCUUAAAAGUGCUGCUUUCUUCAAGAUAUGUGAGGGAUCUUGCCACUUUGGUGGUUGCAUAUGGUAUCAGUAUCAAUCUCGUUGAAGUUACAUGGAAAUCAAAGCUGAAGGCUCAGUUUCCUAGCCCGAAUGAGUACUCAUCGUUCAUGGGCGAUUUCUCAACUGCAACCGGAAUUGCCACAUUCACGAUGAUGUUGCUUGGCCGAGUGAUCCUCAGAAAAUUUGGCUGGGGGGUUGCGGCUAUGAUAACUCCGACAGUUUUACUACUUACCGGAGUUGGUUUCUUCUCGCUUCUAUUGUUUGGGGAACCAUUGGCACCAUUGCUCGGGACACUAGGCAUAACCCCUCUACUUGCAGCUGUUUAUGUCGGUGCAUUGCAGAACAUUUUCAGUAAAAGUGCAAAAUAUAGUUUGUUCGAUCCAUGCAAGGAAAUGGCUUAUAUUCCUCUAGAUGAAGAUAUGAAGGUUAAAGGGAAGGCAGCCAUCGAUGUUGUCUGCAACCCCUUGGGGAAAUCAGGAGGCGCGCUGAUCCAACAAUUCAUGAUUUUGACAUUCGGGUCUCUUGCAAACUCUACUCCCUAUCUCGGAGGAAUCCUUCUUGUGAUUGUUCUUGCUUGGCUUGGGGCAGCAAAAUCUUUGGAUUCCCAAUUCUCUCCUUUGGCUAAACAAGAGCUUGAGAAGGAGAAAAAACUAGAAAAUCUCAAGGAACCAGUGAUUGACGUAUCUUUCUCAGACACCAAGAAAGAGGUGAAAACAACAGAAAAUGGUUCUCUUCAGGAACCAGGCUCGAGCGAAAGCUUAUCAAAUGGAUCAGCUUUGAAACCAAAAUUGGAUUCUGAAUCAGAGAACUCAUCAGAAUCUUCAGCUCCUCGUGCUUAGUGAGGUUACUUUUCUUCGCAAAUUAUAAAACAUCGAGUAGAAAUAAGUUGACAGCAGCAGGUAUGCAGUUAGUUAUUUCGUCGUUUUUGAUAGGAAAUAAAUUUAUCUAUUCUAAUAUGUACUUGCUGUACUUGUGAAUUUGUAGAUGAGAUUAGCCUAUGAGAAGUAUAUGUACCUUUGGUUUGUUUUGAGAUAUAUUUUACUUCCUUUGCUAAUUUGCGCAUAUUUGGAAGUGUCAA
Asparagus officinalis (garden asparagus) is the source of this 2109-nucleotide messenger RNA. RefSeq names its product plastidic ATP/ADP-transporter-like. The transcript is spliced from 5 exons. Lineage: Eukaryota; Viridiplantae; Streptophyta; Magnoliopsida; Asparagales; Asparagaceae. Gene Ontology annotation, cellular component: membrane. Gene Ontology annotation, biological process: nucleotide transport. Gene Ontology annotation, molecular function: ATP:ADP antiporter activity. Bases 269 to 1870 code for a protein of 533 amino acids. The record is from RefSeq and is a predicted model, not a curated record.